Messenger RNA from Guillardia theta CCMP2712, 948 nucleotides. RefSeq lists its product as hypothetical. The transcript has a single exon. The coding region runs from base 132 to 323 and encodes 63 amino acids. The record is from RefSeq and is a predicted model, not a curated record. NCBI's taxonomy places the organism in Eukaryota, Cryptophyceae, Pyrenomonadales, Geminigeraceae.
ACGAAUUUGAUUCCUUUAUUAAUGAGUGAUGCACAAAAAGGAGAAGAAAGAGAAAAUGCGAAAGAUGAAGGGAAAAGGAAGAGGAACUUGAAAAUAGCUUCAACAAGGUUGUCGAUACAUUCUCUGUGGUAAUGGAUAUCCUUUCAUGUGCUAAGCAGAAAUAUGUUAGUUUAGAAUUGUCUGUGAGGGGUACAUGUCGGUCCUGGUCCGUGAUGGCAUUCAAUGUAGCAGUCGGUGAACACAUAAACGAUGCGUAUUACAAUAGGAAUCGAAGUACAAAUGUUUCGACAGCAUCAUCAUUUCCAAGAAUGAUAUCAGUAUGAAUAAGCAGUGGAAUCAGAAGGGAAAUGGGAAACAUUUUUGUAUCUCGCUCGGCUAUACCCGACAAGAUGUUGACAGAAAAAUGUGUGCUUACAUGAGGCAAGUUCUGCCUUCAUCAUGCUUGAAAAGCAUCAAUCACUAGAAAGCUCCAGUUUCAAAUGCCUCCUACUCAGGCUAUGUUUUCUUUGUGCUGCACAACAGGCAGCUAUUUGUAAAGAUCUUCUUUUUCUCGUGAUGUUGGAUCCUUGGAUUUCGGAUUGCAAUAUCCUUUCAGUGUUCUGGGAUCUUUAGCUCAAAUAGAUACAUUUCACAUACCAACGAUAUACCUUUACGAACGUCAUCAAACGCCCUCUUCUUUUACAUACAUUUCACUUUUAGUUGAUUUAAUUGAUCACAAUGUUGCAAACAUGACAAGAUAUAUAUCAAAGGGCGUGCACGAGUAGACUUGAAAAACAUUGAUACGAGAGUAUCCGAUUUGUCAUGUUUUCUUUGGAUUUCUUGCACACUGCAUCUUCAGGCCAUAACCGUCAUGUUUUCUCACUUAGAAUUCCAUCCUGCACGUUGCGGUACAAUAGAUGCUAACGACCGUACCGUUACUGCAGUCAGGACACGCAGUACAUUCGUUGU